Molecule: messenger RNA, 1524 nt
Organism: Durio zibethinus
Lineage: Eukaryota; Viridiplantae; Streptophyta; Magnoliopsida; Malvales; Malvaceae
Product: protein ACCELERATED CELL DEATH 6-like
Cellular component (GO): plasma membrane
Molecular function (GO): protein binding
Source: RefSeq, a predicted model, not a curated record
AACUUUCGAUGUGGGAUUCUGAAAUUCACGGCAAAUCCCAACACAUCUGGCUGUAGAGCAAAAUUCAACCAAACUUCUCUCCCAUUCUGAUGUUGAAUAAAGGAAAAGACAAUUGGUCUAAGCUUCAAUAGUUUCUGCCAACUCAAACUUCUUUGCAGAGAAUUAAGAGACUUACCAUAAUUAAUUAAGCAAAUCAAACUAUAUAGUGGCCUUGGGGAUAUUGUACACAAGAAUUUCUUCUUCAUUUGUGUUAUUGACCUUGAAAAUUGUUCACUAAUAGAGUUUCCUUUUCGUUUUUUUAUUCCGGGUUUUAGAGACGGUAAGGAUAAUACUAAAGAUGAAAAAGAUUUUGGCAAGCGAAACAGACGACAAUGGUCGGAGUCCACUUCACUUUGCUGCACAUUUAGGUUAUCGUUCAAUUGUGAAACAAAUAUUAGAAUGCGACAAAUCUACUGCCUACAUAGCCGACUUCGAGGGAAAGAUGACCGCUCUUCACGUGGCCGCAAGGCAAAGCCGUGCAUCAAUAAUGAAAGAGAUUAUCCGCCAUUGUCCAGAUUGUUGUGAACUAGUGGACAAAAGAGGCUGGAAUUUUCUGCACUUUGCUGCGGUUACUCUAUAUGGUCUUCCACUGCGUCGAUUCUUUGGAGAUGAUAUUGGUAUCAGAUAUGUAUCAAUGGAAAAUCUUUUAAGUCAGAAGGAUGAACAUGGCAACACGCCUCUCCAACUGCUCGUAACUUCUCGCCCUAAUCGGUAUGGAACUGCUAUGAUGUGUACAAAUGAUAAACUGGAACUUGGCAAGGAAAAUCUUACUAUGAAAGAGGAGGAACAAAUUUUGAAUUUGUUGGCAGAGCUUGGUAGUGGAGAGGUGGCAGGGGUACCGUUUCGUCCCAUACGACUGCAUAGGAGGGCUCCGUUUGGUUUCGAGAAAGCAACAGAGUUACAUUUAGUAGUGGCGGCGCUAAUAGCAACAGUAACCUUUGCUGCAGCAUUCACCAUACCCGGCGGCUACAAAACUGAAAAAGGCGUAGAUGAGGGCACUGCUAUCCUAAUUCGUAAUGCAGCUUUUAAUAUGUUUGUUAUCUCCGAUGCCAUAGCCUUGGUUUCCUCUCUUUUAGCUGUCCUCUUCCACUUUCUUAUGGCACGGCCUGGAUCUCAAAAGUCAUUUGCUGAAUAUCCCUACGCCUAUGGAUGCACUCUCUUUGCAGUUGGAGCAAUGGUGAUAGCUUUCAUUACAGGUGCAUUUGCGGUCUUAGAACCUUCCUUGGGGCUUGGUAUUAUCACUUGUCUCAUUGGCUCAAGCUUCUUUCUGGUUGCCCUUUGUGUGGAUAGAUCAUUUGCUUUGUUGGAUGUGUUUUAAUUUGGCAUGAUGAGUGGCGCAUGCCCAUAUUAGUUUGUUAACAUAAAUUUGUUGUUAAUAAUACUUGCCUUGAAGAUAUCUUUUAUUUUAGUAAAUUAAAUAUAAGAGUUAUUAUAUGAUACAUUGUAAGUAGAGUUUUUUAACUUCACAAAUGGAAUUGAAAAAUU